CAUAGCAUUCAUGGUAGACACCAUUUUGGGAUUUAGUUGCUGUAGCCUUUUCAUAUGUAACCCGUAUAGUAAGUCAUAAAGACUGAAAAAAAAAAAAAAAAAAAAAUGGGCAGAUACUGAGAUGUCUUAAUGCUAAUGUCUUAUGUAAGAUGUACUUGUAUUACUGUAGAGUUUGCUCACAUUAACCUAGAGUGCAAUGCAAUGUCCUCACGAUAUAUAGUUGAACAGCCAAUCCCGCUGCUUUAUUUAUAUUUAGCUGCUUUGCUUUUUAUUUGAAGUUUCCAAUAAAUGUUACGGCAAAUAAAAUUAAAAGUAAAUGUUUAACUUGCAAAUUAUCAUAUUUUUUUUAAUAUAUGCAAGUUAUUUGUUGUUUUUUUGAUUAUUUAUUUACAUAUAUUCCUGAGUCAUUGUGGAUAGCCAGUCUUCAUCCUUUGAAUUUUUUUCUACAUAAUAUGAAAUACUCGGUUUAGUAUGGUGACUUUGCUGAAUGACAUAUUUUAUACCACAGCUCUGUUAUAUUCUUCAGUCUGAUUGGUCAGAAGGUGUUGAUUAUUUUUCUAUGAGUGGAGCUCUGACAGUAGUUCUAAUUCAAAUCACUCUAAUUCAAAUCACUCUAAUUCAAAUCACAGGUGAAUUUAAAUAAACCUGUUGAUUAUUUUCCUAUAAUUCCUAUGACUCGUCAUGUUUUAUUCCUUACUUUUUAUACAUACUGUAGGUCAGCCUUUAAAGGCCAACCUCCUUAUGCAUAUUUAUAGUUAUCAAUCUAUGUGCUGUAUAGUUUUUUCACUGGUGGUCUUUUAAAAGUAUUAAGGUGAAUUCACAAACAGUGGGACAGUUUUUGUAAAGGACAGACAUGUACACUAUAUUUUAUAUUUGUAGCAUACUUAUAAUAUGUAAUAACAUAUUAUAAUAUAAUAACAAGACUUGAAAAAUCUCCAAAUUCAUCAUUCAUUAUAUUGUAUGAACACAGUAGACUCAGUAAAAUUGACUGUAUGUUAAAAUGUUGGCCUGAGUAACAAUUUAUAAUUCAUUUCUUACAGCAGUAAUAACAAUAACAGGAUUUAAAAAAUUUCAGUAUUUUCCAAAUUCAUAGUCGAUCUUUUCUAAAAUUCAGUAUGAACAGUAAUAUAAGUAAUAAUCACACAAAAGGGUAACAUUUUAUAAUUUAUUUCUUACAGUAGCAGCAUAACAUAGGACUAAACAAAACAUCAAAAUCUAUCUCUAAACUGAUAUGAACACAGUGCAAAAAUUAAAAAGUAAAAAUCUCUGCAUACUAAGUAGCAAGCCUGAGUAUCGUUCUAUAUUUCCCAGUUUACUUUAUACCCUCGCUUCUUGUAUUUACACUUAUUGUAUUUUCAGACUGUCCCAAUGUACCUGAACCAUGCUGUCUUGAAAAUGAUUAACCCUUGUGUUGCCUUAAGGGGCAAAAAUGACGUGUGACUAUGUUUAACAGCAGAGAAAACGAACAGUGUCCACUGAUUUCUGCACUGUGAAGGUGGAAAAACCCAGAUAUUCACAAAGUUUGUGAUGAAUGACAGGUUGUUUCUUCAUGAACAAAUAGAUUUGGGGGUUAAAAUUCAGUUAAGCUGCUUUAUUUUAGGGGUUUAGUGAAGGCGGGUGAUUUUUGAUGAAGGGGAGUAUAAUGGUAAGACUACAUAAGGGUCAAAUGAUAAACAUCUGUACGUUUUGAACUAACAUUAUGCUUCUUUUGUUAUAGCAGUACAUCUUAUACAUGCAUGCCUCGUAAAUAUGUGAUAUGUACUAGUCAUGACAAUUUUAUAACCUUGUGAGAAAACUAGCAAAAACAUUUUUUUUCCUUAACUCAAGAUUUCUGAGGUCAGCUUCCUGUUUGAUGCUGACCACACCCACUUGCCGAUGUCACGUGAAUUAAGUCAUAUUGUUUAUAUAAAAGCAGGUCCACUGCAAGGACCAACACAAGUUUUGACUUUCAGUUAGCAGGCCAGAAAAAAUGCUGACCCAUUUUACCUGAUUUCCGAAUACACCUGAAUUCACCCUAUAUACAUUUUUAUUAUUUAUAAGUUGUAUUAUAAAUAAUAAAAAUGUAGUCUGCUCAUCUAUCUAGGCAUGUGCUUCUUCUACUUCUUCUUAAUAUCAGUUUCUAGCUAUUUAAUUCAGUCGUCAUUCUGCUGUACACUCUAUAUACACAAUUAGCUAUAUUUAUUUUUUUAUUAGAAUUAUGUAUUAAUAAAUAUGCAUAAUAUCCUAGUCCCAUGUUCUCCAAUGGUUAAGGAGCAGAAGUGACGUGUGGAGGUGUGGACUUCAGGCUUCUAGAUCUGAAAGUCAGUGAUUUUCCCAACAUGCCUUAAACAACAAUAACAAGCUCAAACAAAACUCCACUAACAGCACGGAUUUCUGCCACACUGAAAGAACCCUGGUAUGAUGAGUGGUUUUAUUCAGAAGGUCAUACCAUUUAAGUCAUCCUCAAAGUGUUCGAGUACAUCUGAAUCAGGCAGUAAGUCUUCCCUCAUUGACACCAGUGGAGAUGAUAAACCCACAGAACCCAAACCGAACCCUGGUAUGAUGAGUGGUUUUAUUCAGAAGGUCAUACCAUUUAAGUCAUCCUCAAAGUGUUCGAGUACAUCUGAAUCAGGCAGUAAGUCUUCCCUCAUUGACACCAGUGGAGAUGAUAAACCCACAGAACCCAACCCGUGUUCCAGCUCUUCUAAAUCAGGCAGUAAGCCUUCCCUCAUUGACACCAAUGGAGAUGAUAAACCCACUGAACCCAAUCAGUGUUCCAGCUCUUCUGAACCAGGCAGUAAGUCUUCCCUCAUUGACAACAAUGGAGAUGAUAAACCCACUGAACCCAAUCAGAGCUGCAACGAUCUAAUUUCCUCUCAAAACAAAGACAAAAACAAUCAGGCCAUGAUGUUACCAUCAACUCAAUGGUACUGUCAAGAAGAGGAAUUAGGAACAUCCAAGGAAGAAAUGCUGGCAUCCAGUACAUCCACUGAACCCGGGUCUACCACGAUGCCUGGGUUUGAAUGGGACCAUUUUAAGAAGGACUCUGUUGAGAAUCCUACUGAGGCAGAAAUGGUAGCCAGCAGUGAAGCUAGUCCUCUGCCGACUGAUGAUGAUGAAGAAGGUUUAUUGGAGUGGUGGAGAAAUGUAGAAGGUUGGAACAAAUGGAACGAGGAAACAAAUCUUGAGGGAGACAAUGCAGAGCAAGCCAUAGAAGCAGCCGCAGAUCGUGUCUUCAAGGCUGCCCGUCUCUUCGUUUAUUUAUUCAAACAGCGAGAGGCAGCACUGUAUAUGCGAGUCGUUGAGUUGCUGGCAGUUGCUGAUGCAGCAGACAGCUUCCAUAAGAAAACUGUGACCGCUAGCAUCGGAGGAGGAGUGGCUAGCGUAGCUGGUAGCAUCACCACCAUCACAGGACUGGCGCUGGCACCUUUCACUUUUGGGUCAUCACUUAUUGUAACAGCAGUGGGCAUGGGCGUUGCAACAGCGGGGGGUCUCACAUCAGCAUCCGCCAACAUCACAGACACAAUGCAUUCAAGGACAGACCGGGCCAAAGUGGAGCAGAUCAUCCUCAGCUACCAGGAGGAGAUAAAGGACAUUAGAGAAUGCCUUCAGUUCAUGCAGACAGGUAUGGAGACUCUGGAAGAGUGCAGCUUCCAGCAGUACAUGGAUAGCAUCUCCAAGCGUGCAAUGAACAGGAAUGUGAAGCAUGUAGUAAGGGAGGGUGGCCGUGCUGGCAAGGCAUUACUAAUCAAUGUUGAGAGCCUGGCGAGCACUGUGCAAGUACUCAGCACCGCUGGUGGGGUUGCCAAAGCCACUCAGGUCCUCAGCAUUGCCAGCGGGGUCAUGUCCGGCCUCUUCCUGGCCCUCGAUGUUUUCUUUUUAGCCAAAGACUCCAGGGAGCUGCACAAAGGGGCCAAGACAAAGUUUGCGGCCAAGAUUAGGGACGUGUGCAAAGAGCUGUUGGACAGCCUUAUUGAGCUGAAGAGGAUUAAAGAAGAGCUGCAGCAAAUUAUGAAUGAUGCAGAGGAGGAGGAAGAGGAAGAGGAGGGAGAAGAAGAGGACGAGGAAGAAGAAGAAGCGGAUGAGGAGGAGGAGGAAGAAGAAGAAAAGUGUAAGAAAGACCAGUGAGCACAGAGGUGAAGAGGAUAAAGAGAAUGAAGUACGAUUUAGCAGUUAAGAUUCUUGGUAGCGGGGGGCAUGGUGGCCUAGUGGUUAGCACUGGUGCCUCGCACCUCCGGGGUUGGGGGCUUGAGUCCUGUCGCUGCCCUGUGUGCGCAGAGCUUGCAUGUUCUCCCUGUGUUUCGGGGGUUUCCUCGAGGUACUCCGGUUUCCUCCCCCAGCCCAAAGACAAGCAUUGUAGGCUGACUGGCAUUUCCAAAUUGUCUGUAGUGUGUGAAUGGGUGUGUGAUUGUGCCCUGUGAUGGGUUGGCACCCCGUCCAGGGUGUGCCCUGAGUCCCCUGGGAUAGGAUCCAGGCUCCCCUGCAACCCUGUGUAGGAUAAGCAGUACAGAGGAUGGAUGGAUUCUUGUUAGCGUUAAUACAUUGAGUACAAGAGAGGAAGAAGAUAUGGAAAACUAUUAAGCACAGAAAACUGUAACAAGCAGUUAAGUAUCAGACAAAUACUAAGCUAAGAUUAUUUAUUCUGGAGUUUGUUGGUGGAAAUAUGGUUUAGGUCAAAAAGUGUUUUACUUACAUGUAGUUUCACAUUAUUGCUAUUUUUAUUGAUGGAGAGAUGGACUAUGAUCCUGAACCUUACCUAGCCAGGAUUUUGAGUUUCAAAUAGUACAAACCUUUCAAAUUAUAGGAAAGGAAGUUAUAGUAGGUAAUAACACUACUGAACUAUUGUCAGUGGUCUGUUACAUUCAAUGUAACAUAACCAGACCACAUUUUAUUUCUAAUGGAAUACUGUAGUUAUUAAAAAUGCACUAAAACGCUUCACUCUUUUAGUUGCCUACCUGAGGAUAAGAAUAUUUUAUUUGAUUCUUAAUACAAUAUUUUAUCUGAUUCUCAAGUAUGUAGGAAAUUAUUUCCUUUAUACCUUCCAAAUUGGCAUGAAUACAUUUCACUAUUAACACUGAAUUAUAUUUGCACGUAUCUUUUACUUUUGUUCAUGAAAAGCACCUUAAAGGUUAGCUGUUUGUGCUCUGUCUUUUAAUUAGGGCUGUUAACAUUUGAAAUAUUAAAGCACUCUACUGUGAUUUAAUAAAAGAUUGUCUUUACACUCAGGAGCAUAUUGUGAUUGUAUUUUAUAUAAUAAUUAUAUAUAAAUUGAAUAAUAAUUUUUGGGAAAUCUGGCUUUUCUGAAUUUAUUUUUAUUUCAAUUCAUCGUAGUAAGAAAAAGGCAAAUAAAGGUAUUUAAAAUAGCA
Pangasianodon hypophthalmus (striped catfish) is the source of this 5345-nucleotide messenger RNA. It is a transcript of the gene apold1b, whose product is annotated as apolipoprotein L domain containing 1b. Bases 2398 to 4107 code for a protein of 569 amino acids. The transcript has 15 exons. The record is from RefSeq and is a predicted model, not a curated record. Gene Ontology annotation, biological process: lipoprotein metabolic process; lipid transport. Gene Ontology annotation, cellular component: extracellular region; membrane. Gene Ontology annotation, molecular function: lipid binding. Lineage: Eukaryota; Metazoa; Chordata; Actinopteri; Siluriformes; Pangasiidae.